Ixodes scapularis (black-legged tick) is the source of this 903-nucleotide messenger RNA. Its product is annotated as cholesterol 7-desaturase nvd. Gene Ontology annotation, cellular component: chloroplast. The transcript has 3 exons. Gene Ontology annotation, biological process: cholesterol metabolic process; chlorophyll biosynthetic process. The record is from RefSeq and is a predicted model, not a curated record. The coding region runs from base 1 to 903 and encodes 300 amino acids. Gene Ontology annotation, molecular function: 2 iron, 2 sulfur cluster binding; chlorophyllide a oxygenase activity. NCBI's taxonomy places the organism in Eukaryota, Metazoa, Arthropoda, Arachnida, Ixodida, Ixodidae.
AUGGACGCAUACUGUCCCCACCUGGGUGCACACUUGGGGAUCAUGGGACGAGUAGUGGAAGAUUGCAUCGAAUGCCCCUUCCACGGCUGGAGGUUCAGGGGAAACGACGGGGCUUGCACGCAUGUGCCUUACGCAAGCAGAACACCGGACUUCGUGAAGGCCAAGACCUGGCUUUGCCGGGAAUCGUUGGGCUUUCUCUUCAUCUGGUAUCACGCUGACGGCGAAGCACCGUCGUGGGAACUGGAAGAUGAGCCGGAGAUCAGCAGCGGCCGGUGGAAACAGACGGCAAGAUUUGAGAGGGUCGUGUACGGCCACAUACAGGACAUCUGCGAAAACGGAGCAGAUGUCGGUCACUUCGAGAAGCUCCACAAAGCAUCGGGCUUAGUUUCCGGCGAAGAGUACGCCAGCAACACCGGAUAUUCGUGGAAAGGACGCCUGCUCUCGCACAAAUACGACAUUUCGUGGUCUGCCGAGGGCACCGUGGCUCGUACUAAAGCUCCCAUUCGCGUGUCCAUUUUUGGUCGAAACUUCGAUAGUUUGACGGUCAGAGGACUCUUCAAGUUGGUUGGACCAGCGUUCUUCGUGUUCCAUGGCGAGACCAGGUGGGGCAGCCUCAUCACCACUAUGUCCUUGACGCCCGUGGGUCCUCUAGAGGUCAAAGUGGUCCAUCUAACGUUCAGCGAGCCUAGACUACCUUGGGUCGUGCGAAAAGCGAUUUACAUGGGACACCGUAACAUGCUCGAUCGAGACAUCAUAGUUUGGAACAAGAAAAAGUACCACAAAAAGCCCGUUCUUGUGCCGGAGGACCGGUUCAUCGUUGCUUUCCGCAGAUGGUACUCCCAGUUUUACAGCAGCAAAAGUCCAACGUGGGAAGACACGAAGGACACGUCUCUGGAGUGGUGA